CCUGCAGAGCAAGAUUCUGUUGAUUUUACUUGCGCUGCUUCUAUUCUCAAUGUCAUACAUCUGGUAUACGUCUAGAACCAAUGUUUGGCACCGUGUCUUACUAUUUGCAAGCAAUGCCGAGGAUGUAUCCAGUGCAGACCAAAUACAAGAACCAAAACUUCUUCAACGGAUGCUGUAUGAGAAGCCGCAAGCUCUUACCCCACCGAGAACUGAUGUGGUGAUGAUGACACCGUGGCUUGCCCCUAUUGUUUGGAAUGGUACCUAUAACAUUGAUAUAUUGAAUGCCCAGUUCCAAUUAAGAGGAGUUCGCAUUGGCCUUGCGAUGUUUGCCAUUAAAAAGUAUGUAGUGUUCCUUAAACAAUUCAUAGAAACAGCUGAAAAAUUCUUCAUGGUAGGACAUGAAGUCAACUAUUACAUACUCACUGACCGAGUCGAGGAGGUACGCCAGUACAAUUUUAAACUUGGUGAAGGGAGACAGGUAUUUAUUCUGAAGUCUCCCACGUACAAAAGGUGGCAGGAUAUCUGCUUCAGACGCAUGGAGAUGAUUCGCAAUUACACUCGUGACAGAUUCAGCAAUGAGGUUGACUACCUGGCUGUGGCGGAUAUUGACAUGCAGUUCAGUGACGAUGUUGGCGUAGAGAGCUUAAGUGAAUUGUUUGGGACCAUACAUCCUGGUUACUAUAACGCACCUCGACAGAGUUUUACGUAUGAACGGCGGCCAGAGUCUAGAGCCUACAUUCCAAAUGAUGAGGGGGACUUUUAUUACGCAGCAGGUUACUUUGGGGGUACAACAGAAGAAAUAUACAAACUGACCAAUUACUGCCAUAAUGGCAUAAUGGCGGACAGAGAGAAAAAUAUUGAAGCUAUAUGGCAUGAAGAGAGCCAUUUAAACAAAUACUUUAUUUAUUACAAACCGACAAAGCUCCUUUCACCUGAAUAUUUAUGGGACAACCGUAUGGGUAUCCCAGGAUUCCUUAAAAGACGAAGAUUUGUUGCUGUUCCAAAAAACCAUAAUGAAAUCCGGAACAAAAGGUCAAUAAAAAAAAACAGAACCAGUAAAAAGGCUAAGCAUUAAAAUAAAAAAAAUGAAUACAAAGUUUUGCAAUAUUCUGCA
Molecule: messenger RNA, 1114 nt
Organism: Pelobates fuscus (common spadefoot toad)
Lineage: Eukaryota; Metazoa; Chordata; Amphibia; Anura; Pelobatidae
Product: histo-blood group ABO system transferase 1-like
Exons: 6
Coding region: 50-1075 (341 amino acids)
Biological process (GO): carbohydrate metabolic process
Cellular component (GO): Golgi apparatus; vesicle; membrane
Molecular function (GO): hexosyltransferase activity
Source: RefSeq, a predicted model, not a curated record